CCUGCGUCGGAGGCAAAAGCGCAAGCACAGAGAGGAGAGGAGAGGAGAGGAGAGAGAGAGAGAGGGGAUGUGGAACCUGACGACAUUUCUUUGCAUAGUAUGGGCGGUGAGCCUUCUUUACGGCGAGAUGUUGUCAUUUUGGGUACCCUCUCUCUGGGCUUGUUCGUGGCCUCAUCUCCUCCGAUCAUCCACUACUCCUUCCAAGAUUAAUGGAGUACAAUAUCCAAGUGAUUAUGUGAAAGUCGCUGUUCUCACUGAUCCACAGCUCAUGGAUAAAACCUCUCUUCAUCUUGCUCCAAAAUCACUCGCUCUGGAGAUUGCACAAUUCUAUACGGAUUUGUUCAUGCGCAGAGCAUUCAUGGCAUCUGUUUUGCCUUUCAAACCUGAUGUGAUACUGUUCUUGGGUGACUAUUUUGAUGGGGGCCCUGUUCUAUCUGAUGAAGAAUGGCAGGAAUCUUUGAGCCGUUUUAAGCGAAUCUUUGACCUGACUAUGCUUGAGAAUGCAAACAUCCCAGUAUACUACCUUCCAGGGAACCAUGAUAUCGGCUAUGGAUCUCUUCAGUCUCAUAUGCCAAGGGUUACCAGACGCUAUGAAAAAGAAUUUCAUGCAAGGAACUACAAAUUUAAAGUUGGAAAAGUUGAUUUCAUUGCUAUUGAUGCCCAAACUCUGGAUGGGCCUUCACAAGAUAGCCUGACUUCUGCAACCUGGAAUUUUGUCAAAAAUGUUUCCAAGGAUAUUAAUUCAACCCCAAGAGUUUUAUUGACUCAUAUCCCACUAUUUCGGCCCGAUGACACUUUUUGUGGUCCAAAUCGUUAUUCCCCAAUUGUUAAUCAGAGGGUUCGUGCUGUUCGUGAUCAAAUAUUGUUCCAAAAUUAUAUCUCUGAGGGAAAAACAAACGACUUGCUGGAUUUGAUCAGACCUGUACUUGUCCUGUCUGGUCAUGAUCAUGAUCAGUGUACAGUUACUCACAUGUCUAAGUACGGCCCUGUAAGAGAGCAUACUGUAGGGACCAUAAGCUGGCAGCAGGGGAAUUUGUAUCCUUCUUUCAUGCUGUUAUCUGCAAGUAACCAUUCAUUUCCAAAUGCAUCCAGUCUAGAGGAUGCAAUAUCUACUCAUCUGUGCUUUCUUCCAGUGCAAACAUUCAUCUACAUAUGGUACCUUUUUCUGUUUCUUCUGACUCUUCUUGUUCUGCUCCUUUGGCCAACAAACGGAAUUGACAUUUCACAUCGUUUUGGUGGUCUUGUGGGGCAUAUAAGAAGUCUAAUUAAUUGCCACAUUUCUGGAGGUGGAGUAAAAGAGAAAAAUGAAGAUGAGAACCAUGACUAUGAGAUGAUUUGGGAUGCAGAAGGAUCAAUGCACCUUAUCAAGAAAGCCUCGAGGGCCCCCACUACAAGUUCAAGUGAGAAGGGUUCUGUAAAAAGGGGCAAUGCUGAGAUGCGAUCAGUAGCUAAAAAACAUAUUUCGCUGGAGAUGGAUGGCUCAACGCAUGCAGAUGUUAGUGAACACAUGGGAAUGGAUCCUAUGGCAAAGUUGCCAACUAGAUCAAACAAAUCAAAGACUAAAAUAGUGAUCCGGAGAUUGGUUCGUAUGUUUCGAUUGGUUACAGUCAUUGCUGCAGUGAACGUUCCUCUCUAUGUGAUGUUGCUGUUCAAGGAUUGGAAUGACAAAUGAUGUCAUAUUCGAACAUUACCAACUUGAUUCCCACUUCAAUUGCUACCUGCUGAAUAGGACGGAUGGGAUAACAGACUAGAAGUUCAGUGCCGGUUUGAAAUUAAGCAUGUAAGCCUGUUGUUGCAGUCUGAUCAUCGUGCGAUAUUUCUGUAUUUGUAACUAUUACCCAACAACAAAUAAAUUUUCCUUGAGCAAUGAUCAGAUGGGAUCAAGCUCAAGAUGUUGACAAACUCGAGUUGAUGUGUCCGUUGUCUGUAAGUUCUCCAAGCUGAAAUUUUGUCAUUUUAAUAGGUUUCUUUUUCUAGUCCCAAAAGCUGUAUUCUGUUUGUUGUUGUUCAUCCAAGUUUUUGAAGAUAGGAUUUGUCCAAACAUAGGAUCUAAGAUAUCUGCCACGUACUCUGGCUGUCCCCAUGGAUUCUGUUGUAUAUGUAUUUUAUGUAGGUCUGCAAUGGACAGUUUGCAUGUAUAAUGUAAUUCCAUCUAAAAUCUUAUGUUUGACCUGAUCCGAUUUUAGAAA
Molecule: messenger RNA, 2189 nt
Organism: Cornus florida
Lineage: Eukaryota; Viridiplantae; Streptophyta; Magnoliopsida; Cornales; Cornaceae
Exons: 13
Coding region: 68-1672 (534 amino acids)
Biological process (GO): GPI anchor biosynthetic process
Cellular component (GO): endoplasmic reticulum
Molecular function (GO): hydrolase activity
Source: RefSeq, a predicted model, not a curated record